AUGAGAUUGAUGAACGACGUGUUCAGGGAGUAUUUGGACGUGUUUGUCAUCAUUUUCAUUGACGAUAUUCUGGUAUACUCGAGGAGUCAGGAGGAGCAUGCGACUCACUUGAGGUUGGUUCUGGAGAAGCUUCGGGAGCAGAAGCUUUUUGCUAAGUUGAGCAAGUGCAGUUUCUGGCAGCGAGAGAUGGGAUUUCUUGGCCACAUUGUUUCUGCAGAGGGAGUUUCUGUGGAUCCGGCGAGGCUAUCAGAGAUUGGCCUAGACCUAGUAGUGCCACAGAGAUCAGGAGUUUUCUGGGUUUGGCAGGAUACUACAGGAGCUGAGUGUGAGGAGAGCUUUAGUCAGCUCAAGGAGAUGUUGACUACUACACCAGUGUUGGCGUUACCCGAGCCAGGGAAGCCUUACAUGGUGUAUACAGAUGCUUCAGGCAUUGGUCUUGGUUGUGUGCUGAUGCAGGAGGGCAGAGUGAUAGCAUAUGCUUCGAGACAGUGGCAGGGCAGUGAGCGUAACCGUCCUACACAUGACUUAGAGUUGGGAGCAGUGAUCUUCGCGUUGAAGAUUUGGAGGUCUUACUUGCUAGGUGAGACAGUACAGGUGAGCAUUAACUACCAUCCGGGCAAGGCUAACCUAGUGGCGGACGCGUUGAGUAGACGGAGGUAUGAUUCCGCAGUUGAGCGAGAUGUGGAGUCUCUGGUUGGCGAGAUCAGUACCUUGCGUUUGUGUGCCAUUUCGCAGGAGCCUUUGGGUUUAGAGGCAGUGGAUCAGGCGGAUCUACUUAGCAGGAUCAGAGUUGCUCAGCAGAGUGAUCAGAGUUUGCUGGAUGCGACGAGAGUGACUGGUUCUGAGUAUGAGGUCUCUGCGAAUGGGACUAUCUUGGUUCGUGGGCGAGUUUGUGUGCCUAAGGAUGUGGAGUUGAGACAUCAGAUUUUGGGAGAGGCUCACGCGAGCAAGUUUUCCAUUCAUCCGGGAGCGACCAAGAUGUACCAUGACCUCAAGAGGUACUAUCAUUGGGUCGGGAUGAAGAGGGAUGUAGCAGAUUGGGUUGCGAAGUGCAACACUUGUGCCUUGGUGAAGGCAGAGCAUCAGGUUCCGGGUGGUCUUUUGCAGAGUUUACCCAUUCCAGAGUGGAAGUGGGACAGGAUUACGAUGGAUUUCGUGGUUGGACUACCUGUUUCGAGGACUUUCGAUGCUAUCUGGGUGAUUGUGGAUCGGUUGACUAAGUCUGCACAUUUCUUGGCCAUCAAGAAGACAGAUGGAGCUGCUGUUUUGGCUAGGAAGUUUGUGCGAGAGAUUGUGAGGCUGCAUGGAGUGCCAGCUAGUAUUGUGUCAGACCGUGAUCCCAGAUUCACUUCAGAGUUUUGGAGAGCUUUUCAGGCAGAGAUGGGCACUAAGGUGCAUUUGAGUACAGCUUAUCAUCCGCAGACAGAUGGUCAGUCAGAGAGGACUAUUCAGACUUUGGAGGAUUUGCUGAGGAUGUGUGUGUUGGAUUGGGGUGGCCAUUGGGCAGAUCACCUGAGCUUAGUUGAGUUUGCAUACAACAACAGCUUUCAGGCGAGUAUUGGCAUGGCUCCAUUUGAGGCUUUGUAUGGGAGGCCAUGUAGGACACCCCUAUGCUGGACCCAAGUGGGGGAGCGCAGCAUGUAUGGAGCUACUUAUGUUCAGGAGACGACAGAGAAGGUUGGAGAUAGAGUUUAUCUCAAGAUGGCUAUGUUGAGGGGUCCUAACAGAUCCAUAGCAGAGAACAAGCUGAGUCCGCGAUUUAUGGGUCCGUUUCCAGUAGUGGAGCGAGUUGGGCCAUUGGCUUACAGGCUGGAGUUGCCUGAGAUUAUGAAAGCCUUUCACAAGGUUUUUCAUGUGUCGAUGCUGAGGAAGUGUCUUCACCCUACAGAGGAGUUAGUGGCUAGGAUUCCAGAGGAUCUUCAGCCAGAUUUGACAGUGCCGGCAGUGCCUGUGAGGAUUUUAGAGAGGAGGGAAAAGGUUCUGAGGAACAAGAGGAUUCCCUUACUGAGGAUUUUGUGGGAUUGCAGUGGUUCUACAGAGGAGACUUGGGAGCCAGAGGCAAAGAUGAAGUUGAAGUUCAGGAAGUGGUUCGACAAGCAGGUCGAGGAGUGA
This is a messenger RNA of Microthlaspi erraticum, 2112 nucleotides long. The record is from the annotation of a GenBank genome assembly. Lineage: Eukaryota; Viridiplantae; Streptophyta; Magnoliopsida; Brassicales; Brassicaceae.